AUCCUCCCUUUUCCUCCAAUUCCACCCCAACCUAUCAUCCAACACAUUCUCUCUCUAAGAAAAAAGGGAUUUCAAGAAAAUAUGCGCAGAAAUAGAUUCUUUCGAUGGCUGUGAACCAACCAAUCAAAACUACAUAUUAUUCUUAUUAGAAAUAGCAGUGUGGAAAAGGGAUUUUAGUCUGUAGUGUGUAUAAACUAUUUUCAAGAAAAGUGAGUAAAAGGGAGAAAUGACAACGCCCUCAUUGAUUCAUUUCGAUUUCUUCAGACUUUCUUACUUUUCUACCGUUGUCACAACAACAUCUGCUAGUAGUUUUAGCCCUUUUCAGUCCCUUUCUUUUUCUAAACAGAAUGACACAAGAUUUGGUUCUUCACAAUACUCUCCUUUGCGGAGAAACAGGUGGCUAUGCGGAUAUAAGAAGAGACAUCAAGGCAUUGAUAAUCUGAGUGAUGGGGACAUGAAUGAGAUUCAGAUGUUUGGUUCUGAUGAAGAAGUCAGAACUCAGAUUCCAACCCAAGCUCAAUCCCUUGUUGAAGGGUCAGGAGCAGUUAUGGUAUCGGAGUAUAAGCCUGCCCCUGAUGUAGACUAUCUACAGGAGCUACUAGCAAUUCAACAACAAGGGCCAAGAGCAAUUGGCUUUUUUGGGACUAGAAAUAUGGGCUUCAUGCACCAAGAACUUAUUGAGAUUCUCAGCUACGCAUUGGUUAUAACGAAAAAUCAUAUUUUCACAUCAGGAGCUUCAGGUACUAAUGCUGCUGUUAUUAGAGGUGCCCUUCGUGCUGAAAAACCAGAGCUUCUCACUGUAAUAUUGCCACAAAGUUUGAAAAAGCAAUCUCCAGAGAGUCAAGAGUUACUUUCUAAAGUAAGAAUCGGAGGAUCACAUAAACUUCUAUAUUUCUGUGUAUUUACAUGUUCAAGACCAUUCUGUAUAUAUGUUAUUUUCUUUUAUAUGGCAUUUGAUUCAUUUUUAUGCAGUUGCUCUAUACUUUUGCUAAAAGCCUCAAACCAAUCUUUCUGCUUUUAUAAUUGCUAUCUUCUUAUGGCUGAGGUGAAGAGCCUAAAUGCAUAUGGUUUCCCAUUGAGCAAGGGUCUUAGAUUAGGAAUUAAUCAAACCUUUUCACCAAAGCACAACCCCACUCAGAAAGACAAGAAAAUAAGGGGACAAUAUAAUUUGAUUUAAAAUCUUAAACCUUCAUCUCGUGUUUUACCAAAUUAUGAAUGUAUGAUGUAGAUGUUGAUGAAGCACGUUUUUCACUAAAAGAGUCAGUCUUGCAAAUGUAUGAUACACCUUAGGAAAACCGGGGGGGGGGGGGGGGGGGAUAAUGGUCACUGCUAGCUCGGAACUGAUCUGUCCCUUCUUUUCCUACUAUGGCAUUUAAUGGAUAAUUCCGAACAUAUUGAAGUUGAUUUCAGAAGGAAGAAUAUUAGGAAAAGAUCACUUUAUUUCUGUGUUUGAAUUGAGGUGGCAGAGAUACGCACUAUUAAAUAAAGCUGCAUCUAUUAUCUUCUGCUUAUCUGAGAGGAACCAGUUUGCGAUCAUAGUAAUGAUACAAAAGUGUGGCUUGACACGGGAUAGUGUUCGGAUGACAUUUUUAUGACUGAAUUUUAGCAAAUUCACAUUUCCAGACUAUACAAAAGAAAUGCAGGAAAAUAUGUAUAAAAUUAAAAUUACAGUAACCAAUCUAGUUAAUGAGAUACUAUUUUUGAUUAUAGACUACUGUUGCCGUAAUAGACACUCAAACUUCCUAGCCAGCCAAAUUCCAAAAUAAUUUAUGGGGUCAUUUGAUAUUUGUUUCUUACUCAGAUAAGCGAGGAGUAGUUGCAGAAGAGUACAUAUCUUGCUUUGUCCUGAAUGUUAGUGUAUUGAGCUGUUGAAAUAGUGGCAUAUUUGUAUCUAUUUAUUUGUUGCACUGAAAUAAAAAUGUGGAUAUGCACUUUCUUAUUUUACAUUAUAAAUUGCCUUGGUCCUCUCUUUUCACGAAACUAAAAUCUGAUCUGUUUUUGGCUUAGUUUGAUUACUCCUUCCUGCAGUUGAAUAUACUGUUGGUAAUAUUACUCCAUUGAGCAUGAUUUUUCCCCUCCUGUUUGUCUUUUCUCUUGGCAUGAGCCAUGAGGGAUGUUUCACUGAUCAUAUUUUUCUUUCGAGAUCAAAUUAAGCUUUGAAUAGACAUGAGUAUGCUCGUCUUUGGAUGGAGUACUUGUAUUUUUGCCUAC
Messenger RNA from Olea europaea var. sylvestris, 2211 nucleotides. RefSeq lists its product as uncharacterized. Gene Ontology annotation, molecular function: S-adenosylmethionine-dependent methyltransferase activity. The record is from RefSeq and is a predicted model, not a curated record. Bases 227 to 1177 code for a protein of 316 amino acids. The transcript is spliced from 4 exons. NCBI's taxonomy places the organism in Eukaryota, Viridiplantae, Streptophyta, Magnoliopsida, Lamiales, Oleaceae.